Molecule: messenger RNA, 2151 nt
Organism: Nymphaea colorata (pocket water lily)
Lineage: Eukaryota; Viridiplantae; Streptophyta; Magnoliopsida; Nymphaeales; Nymphaeaceae
Product: polygalacturonase 1 beta-like protein 3
Exons: 3
Coding region: 23-1927 (634 amino acids)
Source: RefSeq, a predicted model, not a curated record
UGUACGUCUCUUCCCUGGUUUCAUGGCUGUUUUGAUUGUAUACUUAAACCCAAUCUCCUUCGUUCUUCACCUCAUCACUGAUCAGAAUCGCCACUUGGAUCCUUCUGCUUCUUCAAUGGCGCCGUUCCCUUUCUUCUUCCUCAUCACUCUAAUUGCUGCAACUCCCUGGGCAGCUCAUACUGGAGCAGAGGGCGUGAACCCCUUCUCACCAAAGGCAUCCCUUUUGAGGUACUGGCGGCGGACCUUUCCCGACGCUGAGCUGCCGGCCUUCCUCCUCGGUAAAGCCUCCCCUCUGAAUGCCACCCAGGUGGCCGUCUUCUCCCGGUACAUCGAUUCCCACAAUCUGCAGCAACACCUCCCUUCCUUCUGCGCAUCUGCCAACCUCUACUGCACCUUCCUCAAGAAGGAUUGGGCCUCACUCCUCUCGUCCGGUGCUGCUCAAGACGCCUCCUUCGCUGAGUACGCAAACCGAGAUUUCGCCAACUAUAGCGUGUCUGCGGGCAACAGCGACUUCACAAACUACUCCGUCAACCAAAACAUCGGCAAGGACACCUUCGCCGGCUAUGGCGGCGAGCGCCAAGCUGGAGACCAAGGGUUUCUCAACUACGAGUCCAAUGGCAACGUCGGCGCCUCUCGGUUCGGUCGGUACCAGACGGACGGCGUCGGAAAGUUCAACAACUACGGCGAUAGUGGCAAUGUCGAGCAGCAACGCUUCAGCGGAUAUGGCGACGGCAGCAACGGGGGGCUCGAGACCUUCCAGGGCUACUCCGAGAAGUCCAACGUCGUCGGCGCUGACUUCAAGUCGUACGGCUCCGCGGCAAACGGCAUUCUGAGCCAGUUUUCAGGCUACUCGACGGGGUCCAACGUGAUCACCAAUAGCUUCACGUCCUACAACAAGGAGGGCAACGGCCCGCUGGAUCAGUUCACCAGCUACUCUGACAGCGGCAAUGUCGUCCGGAACGAGUUCCUGACGUACGAGGACGACGCCAACGCUGGCGACGAUAUAUUCCAGCAAUACGCCGAUGGAGCAAAGAAGCCUGACAAUGUUUUUCGGUCCUAUGGGCCCAGCGGUAAUGGCGCCGGAUUCAUCUUUGGUAACUACGGCAACUCUUCGAACCCGCUGGCCGAGUUCACAGAGUACGGAAAGGACGGUAACGGAGCGACGGCGUCGUUUUCCUCCUACGUGACCGAGAAUACCACGUUCAAGGAGUACCACGAGACGACCACCACCUUCGGCAGCUAUAUCAACGCUUCCUCCCGCCCCACAUCCGCACUCGUGGAGCCCGGCAAAUUCUUCCGAGAGGCGGAUCUCUUGUCCGGGAACCCGAUACCCAUGCCGGAUAUCCACGACAAGAUGCCUCCGAGGUCGUUCUUGCCAAGGACGAUCGCCGACAAGCUUCCGUGCAGCUCCACCCGGUUGCCGGAGCUUAUCCGCAUGCUAAACGCCAGCGGUCUGCAGGGCUCGAUGGCUAGAACCUUAGCGGACUGUGAGCGGCCGCCGGUGAAGGACGAGACGAAGCGAUGCGUGACCUCCCUCGAGGGGAUGGCAGAGUUUGCGGCGUCGGUGCUCGGUGAGAAGGCGAGGGUCUCGACGACAGCCAACACAGUCGGCUCCGGGAGGAUGGUGGCGGUGGGCGAUGUCCGCGGUCGGAACGGUGGCGGGGUGACCAGGGCCGUGUCGUGCCACCAGAGCCUGUUUCCCUACCUGGUCUACUAUUGUCAUGCAGUGCCACGUGUCAAGGUGUAUGACGUAGAGGUGAUGCUAGAAGGGAAGAAGGCCAAUCAGGCAGUGGCGAUCUGCCACCUGGACACGACCCAGUGGAGCGCCGGCCACGCCGCGUUCAGGGCGCUGGGACACAAGCCGGGGGAGAUCGAGGUGUGCCACUUCAUCUUCCAGAAUGACUUCAUAUGGGUCUCCCAGGGUUAGCGGGCCUCAAACUCUGUGUGGUUUAGGAAAAUUAAGAUCCUGUUUGUGCUCAGAAACUUCAAUCCGGUUAGAAAUAAAAUUCUCCGGUGAGGUUACUAAAAAGCAAACACCACGCUUUAGAUAUGGUAUCUGAUCUAGUAAAUCGAUUUUGUCUGUCUGAACCUAUAUUUGUGAAUGAUCUUGCAUUGUUAGAAAGGUCUAUAUUCAAUUUGAAUUAGAUAUUA